AUGGACGCCACAGAAUUUUCAAGCAAUCUUGACAAUUAUGUCAGAAUUCGAGAGCGGCUCGACGAAUUUUGCAAGACUUGCCUCGAAAUCCGACAAGAGGUAUUGGAAGUUGAAAAACUUGAGAAUCACAUCAAAAAUUGUGCGACGACGCGAGAGGAACUCGAGAAUGAGCGAAAAUCUCAUGCGGAGGAGUUGCGACAAAUUAAUCAGGAUAUCAAUGUCCUCGAGGAUAUGGCAAAGGCGCUGAAGACCGAAAAGGAGAACCGACGCGAGAAGGUGACGAAUGGUGUUCGGGCUGUUCAGAGCUCACGGAUUGAUGCGAAUUCGGCGCUAAAGACACUCAAAAUCGAAGACGAAAUUGAAAAGUCGAUUGAGGAAGACAAAUAUGGACCUCCUCCGACUCCCGCGACGAAUCCUCAAAUAUGUGUUCCAUCGAUUUUCAACGUGGCUCUCACAUCGGCGAACCCAAUGACAUGGUUUUCAAGUCUUCUUCAUUCUCAAUUGACUUCCGCGGCGAACCCGUCAACAUCCGGCGAUCAGCAUCUUAUCAAUCGGAAUCGAAUGCCCCCGCAAUUUGUGGAAGCCAGCAAAAUGAAGCAAUGUGAGCACUGUGGAGCCAAGAUUCAUCGAAACGCGCCAACCUGCCCAAUGUGCAAAAUGAAGACGAAAAGCAAGAAUCCGAAAAAGAAGAAGAAGGCAGCACCGACGCUUGACGGGCUCUAG
Molecule: messenger RNA, 723 nt
Organism: Caenorhabditis bovis
Lineage: Eukaryota; Metazoa; Nematoda; Chromadorea; Rhabditida; Rhabditidae
Source: the annotation of a GenBank genome assembly